Molecule: messenger RNA, 831 nt
Organism: Orbilia oligospora ATCC 24927
Lineage: Eukaryota; Fungi; Ascomycota; Orbiliomycetes; Orbiliales; Orbiliaceae
Exons: 3
Coding region: 1-831 (276 amino acids)
Biological process (GO): fungal-type cell wall polysaccharide metabolic process
Cellular component (GO): fungal-type cell wall
Source: RefSeq, a predicted model, not a curated record
AUGUUAUUUGGCUUCUUAAUCUUCCUCGUCCUCGUUUUGGGGCAAGAAGUUGCUGAACUCGCGCCGAAAAAUCACAAGCGAGGUAUAGUCUUCUUGUUCAACAGUACUUAUCCUACCGAUUAUCAGCAGUUUACGGGAUCCGGUAAUACCAUCACCUGGUAUUACAACUACGGGCAAUCACCUAGCUCUCAGCUUGCAUCUUCGCAAUGGGAAUUCGUUCCGAUGGUCUGGGGGAAAGACCAGGCUAAGUCGAUCCAAGGAAACAUUAAUAAAAUAAAAUCAGCGGGCGGAAGAGUUAGUCACAUUCUCGGAUUUAAUGAGCCUGACAUCCCCCGUAAAUGGGGUGGAUCAGACAUGUCACCUAUCGAUGCAGCAACACUUUGGAAGCAAUACAUUCAGCCUUUUUCUUCUCAAGGGAUUAAACUGUGCACCCCUGGUGUAUCUUCUAGUCCAGAUGGAUUUACUUGGAUGUCUAACUUCUUCUCUGCCUGUUCCGGCUGUACCUUCGACCUCCUCUGCCUCCACCACUACGGGAGACCAGCCUCAAGCCUCAAGGCCCACUUAGAAAAAUAUCACAGGAUAUAUCCAUCCUUGCCAAUUUGGCUUACUGAGUUCGCUGACUCUAAAGAUACUGCCGACAAUACCAGACAGUAUAUUAGCCAAGUUCUUCCACAACUCGACUCUACACCUUACAUCGAACGAUACUCGUACUUUGGAGCUUCCAGGGAGUUGGUUAGUAAUGUCGGACCGAAUGCUGCUCUUCUGGAUAACGACGGUAAAUUGAAGCCGAUCGGAAGGGCGUAUUUCUUUGCAGAAAACCUUCAGGCCUGA